Theobroma umbraticum is the source of this 805-nucleotide messenger RNA. Its product is annotated as furry. The record is from RefSeq and is a predicted model, not a curated record. NCBI's taxonomy places the organism in Eukaryota, Viridiplantae, Streptophyta, Magnoliopsida, Malvales, Malvaceae.
AUUUCAUUUUCUUCCCCGAAACUCUAGACAUUUUCACCAAAAGGAGUUCCUCCGUCUCUCUUCAAGCAAAUUAGCAAUGGCCUCCAAAACAAGCAGCUCCCUCUUCCAAAGCCUGAAACGCUACGUUAAGAAGCCAUGGGAGAUAACCGGACCCUGCGCCGACCCAGAAUACAAAAACGCUAUUCCAAAAGCAACGGAAUAUCGUGUUCGCUGCCCUGCCACCACUUUGCAAAAGCCCAUUGUCCCAACCUCUAACCCCGAAACCGUCUUCGACAUCAAAUAUUACUCUCGCGAUCAACGCCGCAACCGGCCCUCGAUCCGCCGUACCAUCUUGAAGAAAGCUGACGUGGAGAAGAUGAUGAAAGAGAAAACCUUUGAUGUCAACGAUUUUCCUAGGGUUUACUUGACUGCUAAAGUUGAAGAGGAUGAGAAUGCCAUUGGUGGAGGUUACCAGAAAUAGGCUCAUAUUACUGACUUUAAAAGAGUCUGGCAUGUGAGCAGGCCUCUCAGAACCUGUGGCGAAAUUUAAUGUUCACUGCUUCCUUCUGUUUCACUCCCUUGCUGUCGUGGAACAAUGCAGGCCAUGUUAACAUAGAAAUUUCUGGAGACUCUUGAAGUUAAAGAGGAUGAGGUGUCCAACAUUAAUAAGGACAGUUGCCUGGAUUUUGUUUAUUUGUUUGGUUUACUCUGUUAAUUGACAUGUUUGUAUAAAUCCAAAUGCAACUGCUGUUGAGUGAUGGAUAAUGUAAUCGAUUCCUUCAAGCUUGUAUGAGUUUCUAAAUGUGAUACUCUGGCGUAAGUUUUC